GCUCUGCUUGGCCCUCCCUAGCUCCUAGCGCAGCUCUGGAUCACUGCCUCCUCUGCCGCUUCAGUCUAGCACACCUCUGAACAGGCCGCAGUUCCCCAAAUUGCUAUUCCUGGGCUCAAAGCUCUGCGGCUACUACGUCUGGUUGUCUCUGCUCCUGAGAGAUGACACUGAAGUCGAGCGAAGGCGAGGGAGGGAACAGCAUGCGCACCGCACUCUCGGACCUCUACCUGGAGCACUUACUACAGAAGCGCAAUCGGCCUGAGACUUCAAUGAACCAGUCAAAUGUUGCCACUGAGGACAUGUACACUAAUGGGUCCACUGCUCCAGGUAGCCCUACCCAUGUCAAAGGGCAGGAGGCACGGAGAGUUCGGCUCAUACAAUUUGAGAAGAUCACAGAAGAGCCCAUGGGAAUCACUUUGAAGCUGAAUGAAAAGCAGUCAUGUACUGUGGCCAGAAUUCUCCAUGGUGGUAUGAUUCAUAGACAAGGCUCCCUUCAUGUUGGGGAUGAGAUCCUAGAAAUCAAUGGCACAAAUGUGACUAAUCACUCAGUAGAUCAACUGCAGAAGGCAAUGAAGGAAACCAAAGGAAUGAUCUCAUUAAAAGUCAUUCCUAAUCAGCAGAGUCGUCUUCCUGCACUACAGAUGUUCAUGAGAGCACAGUUUGACUACGAUCCCCAAAAAGACAAUCUUAUCCCUUGCAAGGAGGCAGGACUGAAGUUUGUUACUGGAGACAUUAUCCAGAUAAUUAACAAAGAUGACAGCAAUUGGUGGCAGGGGCGUGUGGAGGGCUCCUCCAAAGAGUCUGCAGGAUUGAUCCCUUCUCCUGAGCUACAGGAAUGGAGAGUGGCAAGUGUGGCUCAAUCUGCUCCAAGUGAAGCUCCAAGUUGUAGUCCCUUUGGGAAGAAGAAGAAGUAUAAAGAUAAGUACCUGGCUAAGCACAGUUCCAUUUUUGACCAGUUGGAUGUUGUUUCCUAUGAGGAAGUUGUUCUGCUCCCUGCAUUCAAGAGGAAGACCCUGGUGUUGAUUGGAGCCAGUGGGGUGGGUCGUAGCCAUAUUAAGAAUGGUCUGCUCAGUCAGAAUCCAGAGAAGUUUGUAUACCCUGCCCCAUAUACAACACGGCCACCAAAGAAGAGUGAGGAAGAUGGGAAGGAGUAUCACUUCAUCUCAACAGAGGAGAUGACAAAGAACAUCUCUGCCAAUGAAUUCUUGGAGUUUGGCAGCUAUCAGGGCAACAUGUUUGGCACCAAAUUUGAAACAGUGCACCAGAUUCAUAAGCAGGACAAGAUUGCCAUCCUCGACAUUGAGCCCCAGACCCUGAAGACUAUUCGGACAGCUGAGCUUUCACCUUUUAUUGUGUUCAUUGCACCUACUGACCAGGGCACUCAGACUGAAGCCCUACAGCAACUGCAGAAGGACUCUGAGGCCAUCCGUAGUCAGUAUGCUCAUUACUUUGAUCUCUCUUUGGUGAAUAAUAGUGUUGAUGAAACUCUUAAGAAAUUACAAGAAGCCUUUGACCAAGCUUGCAGUUCUCCCCAGUGGGUGCCUGUCUCCUGGGUUUACUAAGCUUACAGAAUUGGCAAACAUGUUCCCAGCCAACAUUUGGAAUGCCAGCCCCCCUUGCUUAAGCCAAAAGGGUUGCUUCAACUUCUAGCUCUCUAUAACUGUCCUGAGUAUGUCUUCUCACUCAGGCUCCUAAAGGGGUGAAGUUUUCAUACUAUCUAGAUUUCAAAAUGUUCUCUGGAAAUCGGCCAUAAGAAUAACCAAAUGCAACUGCUGCACUGAAAAACCAACUGUCCCUACUCCUGAAGUCUGAGCUCCUUUGCUUUCAACUAUAGAAUGUCUUUUUACUCUGGAAUAAGCAUCUUCUGAAAUUUUCUAAAAUGCCAAAAUCAAACAGCUGUGCAAUAGAAUAUCUGCUGUAGAGAAACCUUCUAAAGCAAUAAAAAUGCUGCUGUGUUAAGCUA
Molecule: messenger RNA, 1963 nt
Organism: Apodemus sylvaticus (European woodmouse)
Lineage: Eukaryota; Metazoa; Chordata; Mammalia; Rodentia; Muridae
Gene: Mpp1
Product: MAGUK p55 scaffold protein 1
Exons: 12
Coding region: 162-1562 (466 amino acids)
Cellular component (GO): cell-cell junction; plasma membrane
Molecular function (GO): signaling receptor binding
Source: RefSeq, a predicted model, not a curated record